UCUGCUCUGCUCUUCUGCUCUUCACACUUCAUACUGCAUUCGUCGAAUAAUGGCUGAUUGGUCCGAACUUCCAUAUGAUAUCAUUCACAAGGUUGCGACAUAUUUUAUGGCCGUCGAGGAUUUCCUUGCUUUUUCUGCUGUUUGUCGCUCCUGGAGAUCAGUGUAUGUGGCAAAGCAGUGGCAUCAAAGUCCUCAAGUUCCAUGGUUGAUGCUCUCUGGCAUUGAAAAUGAUAGCUUUAGAAGUUUCAUUAGCUUAUAUAGAAAUAAAGUUUAUAACUCAGAGCUACCUGAGGUUCAUGGUAGACGGUGCUGGGGAUCUUCUUCAGGUUGGCUUGUGACUAUAGGAAAUGACCUUGACAUCCGCCUUCAUAAUCCCUUUACUCAUGUUUCUGUGAAUCUUCCACCUAAGUCCUCAUUAAGAAUCCACUUUGGUGAAAUUCUGGGUUGGUAUGAGAUCAUAGAGAAAGCUUUUGUCUUUAAGAAGCCAUGUACUUCACAUGCAAAUGAAGAGGACUUGCUAGUUAUGAUAAUUUAUGGACCUUUGAAGCAGUUGGCUUUUUGUAGACCUGGCUAUAGUUCUUGGAAAACUGUCAAAGAUAUAUCCCGUACUGGGUACAUUGAUGUUACGCAUGUAAAAGAUCAGAUAUUUGCUCUUUGUGGCUUGGGAUCUCUAGUUGUUAUUGAUAUUGAUAGCCUAGCUGUUACUGAUAUCAAUGGUCCAAAGGCUCCUGAACAUGUUGCUUUAUCACUUCCUCUGUGGCACUGGGAGCAACUAAUCUUGGUAGAAUCAUCUGGAGAUCUCUGGAUGGUUUACCAAAACCGGACUAGCAUUCGUAGGAGGUCUUCCGUCGAGUCUAUAGAAUUCUAUGUCUACACUUUUGAUUUUAGGAAGAAGCGGUGGCUUAGGUUGAGCAGUUUGGGAGAUCAUGCUAUUUUUGUUGGUGAUAAUUGCUCUAUGUCUAUUCGCGCACCCGAUCGUUUUAACUGCAAAAGCAAUAGCAUUUAUUUUAUUGGAAAAAGAAUGGAACAACGGUGGCCAUGUGGGGAGGUUCAUGUCGAUCUGGGCGUGUAUAGCAUAACAAAUGGGAUUUCUGAACCCCUUUGCUUUGGCCCUGAUAUCCCAAAAUAUUAUUCUUUUCCACUUUGGGUAACGCCCACCUUCUAGUAGAGUGUUCUGCUGGGCGAUUGAGCUUUGUUUUGCUUAUCCUGCUCGAUUCUCCAUCCAAGGAACAGGAUGAAACGAAAAAACAUAGAAGUGGAUAUGCAGAUUUUACUUUGCUGCCAGAUCCCAUCUACCAUCUGAAUCUCAGUAAGAGAUCUCAUCCAGGAGCAAGAGACAUAAGAUGUUCAUUCAGCUAAAAAAUUUGUUCCUACAACCGUCAUCACAAGGCUGUGGUUCUCAAGAUAACUGCAGUAUUAUGUGCUUUUUAAUCCUAUUAUAUUUGGCAUUUUAGAUAAGAAUUACUAGAUCAAAUGUAUAAAUAUUGAUAUGAAUUGGAUUUACACUUGGUAUAUAAUUGGAAAGCUAGAUCUUGUACUA
Sesamum indicum (sesame) is the source of this 1540-nucleotide messenger RNA. RefSeq names its product F-box protein At2g26160. Gene Ontology annotation, molecular function: protein binding. The record is from RefSeq and is a predicted model, not a curated record. NCBI's taxonomy places the organism in Eukaryota, Viridiplantae, Streptophyta, Magnoliopsida, Lamiales, Pedaliaceae.